AUGGCCUCUAUUGCGAUGGUGAAGACAGAGAAACGAUCUGCCCCUAAUUCUAUGGAUGGUGACAUGGUGACUAAAAAAGCCAGAAAGUUACUUCCUAGUCUGAAGACUAAGCGAGCUCCUGAGCUGGUGCUGGUUAUUGGCACAGGAGUGAGCUCAGCAGUGGCUCCUCAGGUCCCAGCACUGCGUUCAUGGAAAGGACUGAUUCAGGCACUACUAGAUGCUGCCAAUGAUUUUGACUUGUUGGAGGAAGAGGAGAGCCGGCCCUUUCAAAAGAGUUUACAGGAGGAUAAGAACCUAGUGCAUGUUGCCCAUGACCUUAUUCAGAAACUUUCUCCGCGGACAGGUAAUGUGCGCUCCACCUUCUUCAAGGACUGCCUAUAUGAAGUGUUUGAUGAUUUGGAGUGCAAGAUGGAGCAUUCUGGGAAACACCUACUGGGAUCAGUGCUCCAGCUGAUGGAGAGUGGUGCACUUGUCCUCACCACUAAUUUUGACAAUCUUCUUGAGAUCUAUGCAGCUCAUCAAAGCACAAGGUUGGAAUCUCUGGACCUCACUGAUGAGAAAAAGGUCCUGGAAUGGGCUCAGGAGAAAAGAAAGCUGAGUGUGCUUCAUAUCCAUGGUGUUUACACAAACCCUAGUGGCAUUGUUCUACAUCCUGCUGGUUACCAGAAUGUUCUAAGAAACACUGAAGUCAUGAGGGAGAUCCAGAAGCUGUAUGAGACCAAAUCAUUCGUGUUCUUGGGGUGUGGCCGGACUGUGGAUGACACAACCUUCCAGGCUCUGUUUUUAGAAGCAGUUAAGCACAAAUCUGAUCUGGAGCACUUUAUGCUGGUGCGCAGAGAGGAUGUUGGAGAGUUCAAGAAACUCCGUGACAAUAUGCUUGACAAGGGCAUUAAGGUCAUUUCAUACGGCAAUGAGUACGCCGACUUGCCUGAGUACUUCGAGCGGCUGGCUAAUGAGAUCUGCAACAGGGGUGUGAUAACUAAUGGAUGGGGUGCUCCGGUUUCUUCCCACAGAGAAAACUGA
Messenger RNA from Trichomycterus rosablanca, 1023 nucleotides. It is a transcript of the gene siral1, whose product is annotated as family with sequence similarity 118 member B. Lineage: Eukaryota; Metazoa; Chordata; Actinopteri; Siluriformes; Trichomycteridae. Bases 1 to 1023 code for a protein of 340 amino acids. The transcript has 7 exons. The record is from RefSeq and is a predicted model, not a curated record.